AAAUUUAUUUCCCCUUUAUUUCUCACCUUCUCCUUUCAACCACCGGUUAAAUUCCUUAACCUAAUUUCUCCAAUCGUUCUCAAACAAUGUCUUCAUCUCCACUCGCCGCAAAAUCUAACCUAACCACGACUCGAUCCGCUUCGUUAAACAUCCCUCAUUCUACUCGUACCAACCACAACCACGAUCUCCGGUAUAGUCUCUCCGCUGGUCCUCGUACGAACGAAGAUCGACCACCUUCGGGGAACGGCGUCGCCGGAAUCCUCUACAAAUGGGUAAAUUACGGCCAAGGAUGGAAACGACGGUGGUUCGUUCUCCAGGACGGUGUUUUGUCGUAUUAUAGAAUCCAUGGUCCCGAUAAAAUAUCUCUCUCCGUUGAAAUGGACCGGAGAUCUAAAUUGAUCGGCGGAGAAUCUUUACGGUUUAUUUGCCGACAUAGCAAACGUGGUGAUGUUCAUAGCCCCGGGAAACCUCUCGGCCAAAUUCACCUCAAGGUCUCAUCGAUUGGACAAAGCAUAUCAGACGGGAAGAGAUUUACUGUAUUCACUGGCACGAAGAGUCUGCAUUUACGCGCAGCAACGAGCGAGGAUCGUAUCGCUUGGAUCGAAGCUUUGAAAGCUGGUAAAGACACGUUUCCAAGAAUGUCAAACGAAGAACUAAUGGCAUCGACGACUAAUGUCUCAGUCUCGACCGAUAAGCUAAGACAAAGAUUAAUGAAAGAAGAGGUUAACGAGACAAUCAUCAAAGAUUGCGAAGAAAUAAUGAAGAACAAUUUCGUUGCAUUGCAUAAUGAGGUUAUGUCGCUCAAACAGUACCAAUAUCAUCUCAUAGAUUCUCUCAAGAACGUAAAUAAGUCACUUAAGACCCACUAACCAAAGUUUUUCCCAUGUAUGAUUUAUGGGCCAUUUAGUGAAAGCCUAUGUAUAAUUUGUUUAAAAGGUAUCGGCCCAUUUAAUUUUUCAAAAUCAGUGACAUUACUUUUGAUUAUUUUGCAAUUUUUAUCUUUGGUUUAAUAUAAUGAUGAAGUCAAU
This is a messenger RNA of Arabidopsis arenosa, 1028 nucleotides long. The record is from the annotation of a GenBank genome assembly. Lineage: Eukaryota; Viridiplantae; Streptophyta; Magnoliopsida; Brassicales; Brassicaceae.